Messenger RNA from Zophobas morio, 2700 nucleotides. RefSeq lists its product as uncharacterized. The coding region runs from base 501 to 1388 and encodes 295 amino acids. Lineage: Eukaryota; Metazoa; Arthropoda; Insecta; Coleoptera; Tenebrionidae. The transcript has 3 exons. The record is from RefSeq and is a predicted model, not a curated record.
AAUUCUAGUACAUAUAUUAUUUUUAAUUUGGUGUUCAUGUUUUCGGUAAAGUACUUCCAACGUCCUUUAUGCCCAUUUGCACCAACGUUUAAGUCAGGUACUUAAAAUUUAAGCUUUUCUUAAAACUAAGAAUGCGUUGCACCAACGGUUAACUCUCUCUUAAAGCCUUCUAAGAAAUCCUUAAUUUAAGUGCCCGUUUACCUGUGGCUUAAAUUUGUAAGCAGUGCUUAACGAGACACAACGAUACAACGCAUGUGCGGUAGCCAUAGUAACGGAACAAUACUUCGUUUCUAUUGGAUGAUGGUUUUGGAAAUCGAAAAUUUGCAAUUUUGCAAUCAUUUCAGCCAUUUGCCAUUUCAACCUUUCAACAGUAGCAGCGUUCGUGAGUGUUUUGUAAUCAGCGGUGAAAAGUGUGGAAUAAAGUUCUAACAAGACAAAAAAUAAUAUAAAGAAGGUAUGUACCACAAUUACAACGUUUUGUUGUAAAGAAUUAUGUACAUAUGUUUUAUUUUCAGAUGAAUAAUACAAAGCGCCAGCGUGGAGCAAAUUUUACGGCAGAUGAAAAGACCUUUGUCUUAACAUUAAUCAGUGAACAGCGUCAUAUUAUAGAAAAUAAAAAAACGGACGCUGUUACAAAUAAGGAGAAGCAGCGGUGCUGGGAAGAACUAACGAAUAAAUUUAAUUCAUGUAGUCCUAGCGGUGCCAUGAGGAGUGUAACCUCAUUACAAAAAUUUUACACAAAUAAAAAAAAAGAAGUGCGAAAAGAAGUGGCCGAUAAAAAAGUGUUUAUGCGAAAAACAGGAGGUGGUCCUUCAUCUUCAAAAUGUGAGGAUCCAUACCUGCAGCUAACGUUAGCCACCAUGGAUGAGAAUUCAGUGUAUGGACUGGAAACUCAAUACGGCGGGGAUAGUGAAUUAUUUCAAACUAUAGGUGAAGAAGAUAACGAAGACCAUGAAAACGAUAAUGUGGUGCCCAUUGCCACCUCUUCUCCACACAUACCUGAAGCAAUGGAUGAGGUUCACAAAACAAAAAAACGAGUGUUUUCUGAUACAUAUGACCAAGGGGAAGAAAAUGCAAAUUUUAAAGCUGACUGGGGUGAUUAUAAAGUUGAACACCUGAAAAAAAAGAAAUCAAAGGAGUUACAAACAGUCAUUAAUAGGAGGAGGCCAACAAUAACAGCACUACAUUCCAGCCAUUUGUCGAAAACUUACGACGAACUAGCUACAAAGAAAAUGGAGUUAGUUGAGGCACAACUCGAAGGACAAAAACAUGACGAAGAAAGAAAGCAAGUUGAAUUUUUGCUUCGAAAGCAAAUUUUAGAACUAGAUAUUGAAAUAAAAAAGGAGCAGCUGAGAAAACUGAAACAGGAUAAUACGGAAAAACAAUAAAAUAUAAAAUAAAAUAUUAAUAAAACAUUUAUUUGUUAAAUUUAUAAAUUUCCAAAAAAAUUUGUUAUAAAAUUUCUUCUAAUUUCACUGCCCCUCCUUUGGUUGUCAAUAACAUUGACCUCUGGUAUUUGACCAUCUUCAAUAAGUCGCUGCAGUUCAUGCUGGUUAAUGUCAGCUGGGAGAGGAGGUUCAUCUUCACCCAUUUGUCGAGCUAUAUUAUGCAGGACUGCACACGCAAUUAUAAUACUCAAAACAGUUUCUUUUUUUAAUCGACAUCCAUAUGCUAGCACAGGAAAUCUUCGUUUGCAGACACCAAAAGUUCUUUCGAUGACAUUUCUUGUACGAAUAUGAGCUUCAUUAUACAACUGCUCUUCUUGAGUGUGUGGAUUUAAUAAUGGUGUAAAAAAAUAGUGUCUUACACCAUAGCCACCAUCACCUGAAAACAAAUGCAAUGUAUUUUUACACAUAUUAAAAACUGAAACUUACCCAAUAUUAUACAAUUUGGAUAAUCUCCAUUCUCAAAAUUUGCUCGUAAAAUCGAGUUAUUGAAAAUGGUCAUAUCAUGAGUAGAACCAGGCCACCGAGCAACUACGUUUGUAAACUCCAUAUUCGCAUUACACAUGGCUUGAACGUUAAUUGAAAAAUAAUCUUUCCGAUUGCGAAAAACUUCAGCAUUUUCUCCACCUUAAAAACGUUCCAAUGAAAAGAAUGUGUUUUUGGUUUUUUAAAUCUUUACCUGGUGAUUCAAUUUUGAUAUGAGUGCAAUCAAUGGCCCCAAUCACUCUUGGGAAUCUCGCGAUGUCAAAAAAACCAUUUUGAAUAAGCCUUUGCUCCAUGAGAGUUUGGGGCAUCUUAAUAAAAUGGUGGUAAAGCCUUGCUAUAGCGUCCGAUACACGUCUAAUUAUUCUCGACACAGUUGAGAUGUGCAUUCCCAUAUAGUCCGCUACUGUACUCAAAUGGCCCCCGCUUGCAAAGAAUCGUAAUGUAGUAAGCAGCUGAUUUAUAGGUGACACCGCCUGAUUUCUGUAAUGAUCAAAUCAUAAUAUAUUUACACAUUAAAUUUUUUAACCACUUUUACCUGUCUGUAGGAAAUUCCAAACGUUCUUCAAUUAACGUUAAUAAAUGUAAAACUGUUGGUUUUGUUAGUCGAAAUCUUUGGAAAAAUUGAAGCUCUGGUAAACCAUAGAAAUGAUCAGCUCUAGUGUACAUCUGCCGUGGAAUUCCCAUCUCAACAAUUUCAAUGACUUCUAAGUCAUCCUCGUACGCGUCGAACACAUCCAUUUUUUAAACACACAUUCAACACCACAUAAAA